Molecule: messenger RNA, 555 nt
Organism: Nicotiana attenuata
Lineage: Eukaryota; Viridiplantae; Streptophyta; Magnoliopsida; Solanales; Solanaceae
Exons: 2
Coding region: 1-555 (184 amino acids)
Molecular function (GO): nucleic acid binding; RNA-DNA hybrid ribonuclease activity
Source: RefSeq, a predicted model, not a curated record
AUGGAUUUUGCUUGGCUUAACAUUGAUGGCUCCUUUAAAGAAGGAACAUCUCGCUGUGGCUUUGGUGGCCUAUUCAGGGACAAUAAGGGCAAAUGGGUGCUUGGCUUCCAAGGGUCUCUAUCUGGCCUAUCACCCUUGCAUGCUGAGUUGAGGGCACUAAAGACGGGCCUACAUCUUGCAAUGGAACAAGGUUCCACUUACUUAGAAGUGGAAUCAGAUUCGAUGGAUGUCAUUAACUGCUUAGAGAAUGGUAACACAACACUUAUCAACAUUAUUCAUGAAUGCAGGUUAUUGAUGAACCAGGUGAGAUUUCAAACAAUUCAGCACAACUUUAUAGAGGCCAACAAACCAGCACACAAGCUGGCUAAGCAUGCUGUUCAUGUAAACAAUUGCAGGGAUCUCGAAAUUAUGCAUUAUCCACCAUCUUUUGUAACCGAUGUCUUAUCCUCUGACUAUGAAGGUUCUAUCUACCUAGCUAAAAACAUUAGCAAAGAUGCAUCCACUAAGCUUGCAUCAUUUGGAAAUAAAAAUGUCAUGCGUGACAUUAGUAUUUAA